Molecule: messenger RNA, 951 nt
Organism: Oldenlandia corymbosa var. corymbosa
Lineage: Eukaryota; Viridiplantae; Streptophyta; Magnoliopsida; Gentianales; Rubiaceae
Source: the annotation of a GenBank genome assembly
AUGGCAGCCACCGGUUUCAUGAUCCUGGAAGGUGACAAUUUGAGCAACAUAUUCCCCGGAGUCGUGUGUCAGAUUGGGGAGUACUUUUCUAUUGGAGGAAAACAGAGUUUUGUUAUCAUGGUUAGCCUUAUUAUAUUGCCAACUGUUUGGUUGAAGGAUUUGAGCCUACUUUCUGUCAUCUCUGGUGGAGGAGUGUUGGCUACUCUUAUUCUGCUUUGCUCCAUCUUUUGGAAUGGUGCAUUUGAUGGAAUUGGAUUUCAUGAGAAGGGAACUCUUGUGAAUUGGAAGGGUAUCCCUACUGCUAUUAGCCUGUUUUCACUGUCCUAUUGCGCUCAUCCUGUUUUUUCCCCAAUUUACACUUCCAUGAGCAACCGAAAACAGUACUCCAAGGUGAUGAUUGUGAGCUUUUUCUCCUGCACGGUGUUUUAUGCUUUAGUAGCCAUUCUAGGGUACCUAAUGUUUGGGUCAAAGGUGUUGUCGCAGAUAACACUGAACCUUCCAGUCAACAAAAUUAGUUCAAAAGUGGCAAUAUACACGACUCUGGUGAACCCCAUAGCCAAAUAUGCAUUGUUGAUAAUGCCAACGGUCAAUGCCCUGGAAGAUAAAUUGAUCCCUAACCGCACCCAAAGGUCGUUCAGCAUAUUUAUCAGGUCGUGUUUGGUGUUCAGCACCGUCAUCGUGGCCCUGGCCAUGCCGUUUUUCGGGGAAGUCAUGUCGCUUUCGGGAGCAUUUGUCAGUGUUACAUCUUCCAUAGUACUCCCUUGUCUGUGUUUCUUGAAGAUUUCUGGAAUUUAUGGGAGGUUUGGGUUGGAGCAGCUGCUUAUAGGUGGGAUAGUGUUAGUAGGUAUCCUUAGCGUGCUAACUGGAACCUACACUUCUUCGGUGGAAAUUGUAAGGCAUUAUUACCAUUUUUGACUGACCCCAGUAAUAACAUAUAGUACUACUCCUCCC